CCCUGUCUUCAUUCCAAAGCUAUAGCUAAAGCGAAAAAACUCUUUCUUAACCUUCAUAUUGUAUCCAUGCAAACCAUGAAGCCUCAUGUAACACUGUUGGCUAGCCCUGGCAUGGGGCACCUCAUCCCUGUCCUUGAGCUAGGCAAACGCCUGGUAAGUGACCAUGGCUUCAUUGCAACUAUUUUUGUGGUCACAACCAAUACCUCGCUCUCCCAAUCCCAGCUUCUCAAAUCACCAAUUCCCCAACUACUUGAAAUUGUCCUUCUACCUCCAGUGGACAUUUCUGCUCUAAUCAACCCAAGUACUGGGAUCCUAACACAACUUGCCAUUAUGAUGCGUCAAGCUUUGCCAAGCUUGCGCCAGGCAAUAUCAGCCAUGAGGUUUCGCCCCACGGCUCUUAUUGUUGAUUUGUUUGGAACUGAAGCUUUCGCCAUUGCUGAAGAGCUUAACAUGCUCAAGUACGUGUUUAUCACUUCCACUGCAUGGUUUCUUGCUCUAACCAUACACCUGCCUGCGCUAGAUGCUAAGGUGGUGGAAGAAGAGCACGUUAAGAACCACGAACCGCUGUUGAUUCCUGGGUGCAGCUCACUUCGGUUUGACGACACUUUUGAACCGGUUCUAGACCGGAAUAAUCAGAUGUACGUCGAGUACAUACGCAUGGGCAUUGAGAUGCCAACCGCUGAUGGUAUUUUGGUGAACACAUGGCAGGAUCUUGAGCCCAAAACACUUGGUGCACUUGGAGACAACAUGAAGCUUGGAUGGGUGACUCAGGCGCCUGUCUACCCAAUUGGGCCACUGAUCAGACCUGCAGAACCCGGUUUGAGUAGCGAGGUGUUGGCUUGGCUGGAUAUGCAACCCCAGCAAUCAGUUGUUUACGUUUCAUUUGGGAGUGGUGGGACACUUUCAGCCAAGCAAACAACCGAGCUAGCAUGGGGUUUGGAGUUGAGCGAACAGAGAUUUAUUUGGGUCGUACGGCCUCCGGUAGAGGACGAUGCAGCUGCUGCAGUUUUCAAGACAGGCAAAAGGAGUGAUGACACUCCAGAUUUUCUGCCUGAUUGCUUCCUAACCCGGACCCAAAAGACAGGUUUGGUAAUCCUCAAGUGGGCACCCCAAGCUGAGAUCUUGAGCCACCCAUCAGUGGGUGGGUUCUUAUCACACUGUGGUUGGAACUCAACCCUGGAGAGUAUAGCAAAUGGGGUACCCAUGAUUGCUUGGCCACUGUAUGCAGAGCAGAGGAUGAACGCUGCAAUGCUCACGGAGGACAUAGGCGUGGCUGUCCGGUCGACGGCAAACCCGUCAGAAGUAGUGGGCAGGGAGGAGAUAGAGAGUAUGAUUAGAGAAAUAAUGGAGAAGAAAGGAAAUGCAAGAAGGGCUAGAGCAGAGGCACUAAAGUUAAGUGGUGAGAACGCUUUGAGGAAAGGUGCCUCCUCCUAUAAUUCACUUUCUCAUGUGGCAAAUGACUGUGUGAUGAGCUUGAAGCACCUUAAAGCAAAGGCUCAUGGUGGUUAGCGCUGUGUGUUCUUCUGUAAUGAAUGAAUCAGUUGCAUUCUGCAAGAUCAGAACAUAUGAUCUUAAUAGACUGAACAACUUGCAGAACUGAGGACUAUUUACUAAUAUAUAAUCUAUAGAGAAAAUGAAUCGACUUAUUUUCAAA
Messenger RNA from Manihot esculenta (cassava), 1654 nucleotides. Its product is annotated as anthocyanidin 3-O-glucosyltransferase 5. Bases 67 to 1509 code for a protein of 480 amino acids. NCBI's taxonomy places the organism in Eukaryota, Viridiplantae, Streptophyta, Magnoliopsida, Malpighiales, Euphorbiaceae. Gene Ontology annotation, molecular function: UDP-glycosyltransferase activity. The transcript has a single exon. The record is from RefSeq and is a predicted model, not a curated record.